GUUCUUUCUUAGAAAACCGAUAUGCACCUGAGUGAGGUUUCGCCAAGAAUUCAAGUCCGGUCUAUGGUUUUUGUAGGAAUUCUUGAUUUCCACUUUGUGGAAUUGGCAGCACAUACUAUGGCGUAUGACCAGAGGAUGAAGAAAUCGCCAUAGAAUCAAGAUGCUCGCACAAUGGCUUGUGACUUGGAUGUGUUUUUGAGGUUCUCUCUGUCUCUCUGUGUAGGUGUGGCAGACACACAUUCAAUCCCGUUAGGGUUUGCUUACUAGAAGGAUUAAUUAAUCAUGUGUAAUUUCACCCACAAAUAUCAAUUAAUCCUUCGAGUGAGCAUGCCCUUUGGGUAUUCGAUGGAUCUCCUAGGGUUUAAUAUAUUUUGGGGGAAAAUAAUAGUUGCUGUUUAUUGUUGUUACAAAUUACAAGGGCAAAAGGUAUGUUGUAUGUUACUGCAAAGCAAUAGCCAUGGAAAAUCACCCUUCUGUUUGUGAUUGUUUUAUGAACUUACUAAGGGUGAGUCUCUGCUUGGUACAUACUAAUACCUGAAAAUGUAGUAGAAUUAGGAGUUACAGAGUUGUUUUGAUGUUUCAGUGGAAAACAUGCCAGCAUCGGUUUUUCGAUAUUUCUUUUUCAGUAUGUGCAAUUCUUCAGUUUCCAGUGUUCCUAAACCUGCCUAGACAUUGGCGAUCCUUCUAAUAUAUGGCAAUUAAUAUUGUUGGCAUAGUAUGAAAUCAUGAAACCUUUCGAGUGUCCAGCAGGCAUGGAUUUCUUUUAAAGACUGCAGGUUAUAUGAUGCAUAUGAUUGCGCUGCAUCGUUGGAGGGUAGGGAUCAAUUGAAGCCAUGUGUUUGAGUACAUUGAAAUUGGUUAAGCUAAUGGAAGUGUGCAGAGGAAAACCAGUCUUGGAAAUGUGUUGAUGGAUGGAUCAAAUAAAAAAUCUGGAAAUCUAUUUGGGUUAACUUCAGGCGGGGUGUCCUGUGAUGCUUUGGAUGAAUGCAGUUUCCUGUUCAUGAGAAGGCACUCAGUGACUCUGGCUAGCCGCUAAUUACUUGAGGUAAACGUAUAACAUUCAACCAUUGUGUAUUCGAGAACUAGAUUGAUUCUGCUAUGCCUAAGUGUAAUUUAACCUGAAGAUAAACUGGUUAAGGUGUAAACUUUUGAGGGCAUAAUUUCCUUCUAGGAGUUCUAAUAAAAAGAGUGUGGUUUUGAACGGUCCACAAGUUAUGCAUGUAAUUUUCUAAAAAAUUACCAGCCUAGUCUGCCCUUUUUUUUUUUUUUUUUUAACUUUUUCUAUACGAAUAUGUGGGUUAAUGUGCGGGAUUUGCUUUUCUCUUUGAAAGCUAUUUCUAGAAAUUAAUUGUGGUAAUCCCAACAUCAUCCACAUCGAAACGAGUAGCUGCUUUUUCCAUUGGCCAGUUAUGGGAUAAAAUUACACUUACUUCCUUGCCUAUCAUUCAAUCUCUACAGUAAGCUUCUAUGGCGAUUUUAACAAUGUAAUUCUCCUAGGCAUUGGUGCACGCUGAUUUCGUUUCCUUGCUUUAUUAUUUGAGAAAAUUACAUUGAAUGCAGUUUUGUUCGCUUUUGAUUUAAAUUGAAUCGAAUGGGAGCCAUUUUGUUCUAAGCACUCUUUAUUUCCCAUGUUCUGCAAUUUUUCUCUCUGCGGUCUUCUGUUUAUGCUUUAAAUGGCAUGUUAUAAGUGAUUGUAAGAUAUGGCAAGUAUCGUUUUCGAUAUAUACGUCUUAGUUUUUGUUCAUUUAAUUGAAAUGGCAUUCUGUUCUGAAGAGUUUUGCUCUGUCAUUCUUGAUGCGCGCAAAUCUGCUUGAUUUAAUCGAUUGGCGCAAAGUUGUGUUAUUGUUUUUCUUUGUUUUCCCUUCCGAGAUUGUGAAGUAGGUGUCCGCUAAAAUGAUGGACCAAAUCUUACCGGAUUUGGAUGAAAUGUUGGAUUGUUGCGAGAUUGAAUCGCAAGAGUUGCAGGAAUCAAUGCAUCCUGUCAACCAGCAAGCGCCGGGUCCCUUUUCACAACAAAUGCUGCCGUUCAACCCCCAGCAAGGUUUGGAUUCUUUCUCUUUCGGGAUCAACCCCGCACAGCAACUCAAUCAAGAUCCUGUCCAAUUGCUCGAUGGCGGGCAGUAUGACGGCUCAAACCACUUUCCGGGAGCCCCCCCGUUGACAAGUGGUGCAGGAAAAUUAAUCGAUGAGAACAGAGAAUCCCAGUGGCAACGAAUAAGAUGGUCGGAGGAUAUGGUCCGGGUUUUAAUCACUGCUGUCUCAUACGUCGUGAAGGCCUUAUCCAGCUGCGAACGACGUCCCGUUGUCCCGAUUACAGGCAAGUGGAAAGCUGUUUCCCUUGCCUUGGUCGAAAGGGGUUACCAAGUCUCCCCUCAGCAGUGUGAGGAUAAAUUCAACGACAUCAACCGCAAGUACAAACGGCUCACCGAUAUCCUCGGAAGUGUGACGUCUGAAGUCGUGAACGACCCUAGGCUAUUGAAUUCUGUCCGCGUAUCUGAAGUACUCAAGGAUGAGGUCCGGAAGCUUCUGUCUUGCAGGCAACUCUUCUACCCCGAGAUGCGUUCUUAUCACAGCUGCAACCGGGAGCAUCUUCCUCCCGACGAGUCUCUUGAACAGUCGGUGAUUUGUGCGCUCACCGGACAAUCUAAAUCUGAUUUCGAAAGUAGGAAAUUGGAGAGCUUGGCGAAGAAGCAGAAACUGCAGGUGGACAAAGAUGGAGGAGCGCCCGAUGCUGAAAGCUCUCGGAUGAACCGUAGGGGCGUUGGGGGAGACCAUGAGGAUAUGAAUCGACAGAUGCUGCUGCGCGCGAUGGAGCUGAAGAAGAAGAAGCUGCAGAUACAGGAGGAAAUGGUCGAAUUGGAGAAGGCGAAGAUGAAGUGGCUAAAAUACUGCUACAAGCAAGACAGGAAGCUCCAUGGAAUGAUGAUCGAAAACAAAUUGAUGAAGCUUGAGAACGAGCGGAUCCUGCUCGAGCUCAGGAACAGGGAGAUCAACCUCGGUCGCAAGUGACGAGUCUGUCUGUCUAACUUUGAUCCUUAAGAGGGUAAGUUUUCUUGAUAUAUUGAACUUGGUUUAGUUUGCUGUGCUGUGGACAUGUUCUUUGUUUUUUACAUUGAUCUUUGCUUUGAUUUGGUUUGCAAGUACAUUAAAUUUCAAUUUAUGUUAGUCUCCUACAUUUGUUCUAGUUUCAUAAUAACAAUUUAUGAUAGUUGCUGGGAAUAUGUUGAAUUCAAGUAUUUGAAUAUUGUGUGAUUAAUGUAAAAAUAUAAUC
Andrographis paniculata is the source of this 3271-nucleotide messenger RNA. RefSeq lists its product as uncharacterized. Lineage: Eukaryota; Viridiplantae; Streptophyta; Magnoliopsida; Lamiales; Acanthaceae. The record is from RefSeq and is a predicted model, not a curated record. Bases 1894 to 3009 code for a protein of 371 amino acids. The transcript has 3 exons.